AGUAAACCUCAUGAAAACUUGCAAUUUCCGUUUUCGUUAGUGAUCUUUCCUUCACUGCUGUUACUGUUACCUCUGAACACCACGACCGUCCCCCUCCCGCACGCCGGUCCAUCUCCGCUUAGCCAGAAUUCACUUGCUGGACAGAUUGACAUGAAACGCAGAAUUAGGGACUCCGAGGUUGUUCAGCCAGUUUCUGCCAAGCGUGUGGCAUCUUCAAGCUGCGACACGGCCUGUGGAUCGUCCGAAACCUUGCAUCCUCAAGCGGCGUCGCCUUUCCUCGUUGGGUCCGUUCCGCCUGUACAGGGCGCCUUCUUCCCACAAGAAGUAUGGCUUGCGGUUGCUGCACAGAUGCGGGAUGCUCUCGCUGCCCUACCAGGGUGGAUUCAAAUGGCACAAGCUAGCCAUGCUGAUCAGUUUGAGCUGUAUUCAUCAGUUCCCAGCGCCUCUUCGCCUCUGGAGUUCAUGUCACUUCCUCAUCUUUCUCAAGCUCAGAGCUUGCCGGAAGUUCAACCUUCGCUGCAUGGAACCACCAGAUAUACAAAUACCAUUACGCGGCCAACCAACGACGCGCAGCCGGAAACUGGCUUCGCAACUUCGGUGGCCUGUGCUCAGGCCUCGGCAUCGGUAACGGCAGGUUCGGGCGCAGCAACAGCAACCGCCGCCCCGGCAUCAUCCGCUUCCGCUCGUGCUUCGAUCUCAGGAGCGGCGGCAGACCUCCCAGCACAACCGGCACCCGCAGGAGUAGACUCGGGCUCUUGCUCUAGCGAGUGCGACACAGCGGCAGCCUGCGGUUGGUUCAGCAAGUGCCGUGGGUGCUGCCAGCUGACCGCUGGGGAGACUGAAAUCCAUGGACAAGUCAUUCCCUUGUGUCGUGGCUGUUCUAACUCCCUUUGGAAAAGAACAUCCGCAGAUCGUGAGCACAUGGUGCAUCGACUGCUGCGAGCCCAUGCGACUCUCUGCCAGCGAGAAGCAGCGGGGGCCUUUUAAGGUUGCCGUCCAUGUUACCCCUUGCGGUUUUGCACGUCAUAUUUUGUCGUAGCAUUGCAAGAGUACAGACGCAUCAGUCAUCUAGUCUCGUACCCACAUGCAUGACGAUGGUAACGAUGAAGACGGUUGUGGUUGACAUCCUUACCUUCCUUUGCUGUAGCCAUAAUUACGACUCAGCGUUUGUCCUGCCAACUGGGUCGUAAGGUAACUGUGUAUGAAAUUGGCAUCUGUGUAUCAAGUUGGCUUGUUACUUUUUUCCAUGCAUCUCGUGAGGGUUGCGUUAUUGAGCUCACCGGCAUUACUUUGCGCGCACGCAUAUGACACUACUAUCAAUACAUGUAGAGCUGCGAGACCUAGAUAUACGCGAUUAACCUGACCGGCGAUGCGGUAAUGCCGAGGGGGUGAAUAAGGUAUUAGUGUGCUGUUCAUGUUGGAAAUCUGUUGCUGGAGUCCACCUCGAGGACUGCAUUGUGAUCUGUCGAUUCGCGGCAUAUGUAUAUUGUAUUGGCACUUGGCAACUGGUGCCUUGGGAUAGUGUAUAUGCCAUUAAUGAGCGGGAACUGGGAGGGUAGGAUGCCUGACCACAUUGCCGAGUGCGAAAAGGGAUAAGGGUUCCUGGCUAUGUGCUGCGCAGGUUUGGCUGCAGCGCACUGCGUCUGGGUGCCAUAUGGGUUUUGUAUGGAUAAAUGGGACCGCAGGGCCCAGUUAAACUUCCACAUAAGGCGUGUCAAGCCUACAGGGUGCCUGCUGCGGCUUAUUGUUAGCCCGGUAGCGUUUCUCGCUUGUGUCGCCUUGUGCCUGCCGUGUCUUUGUAUAAGCUUGGCGUAUUGCAUGGCGGAAUGUGUAUUUUCAGCGCGCCUAUGACCGCUGUAUGAACACGUGGUUAUGUCCCUCGUGCUUUCUCAAAUUUGGUUUACGCUGGCGCAAUGUUUGUGGUCUGCUUCUGUCUGCAAAUGGGAGGUUAGGCGUCGAAAGCCAAUGUGAUUUUUAUGCGAUUGCCCGGGGAUUUGGUGCUGCAGGGAGGCGUGAACAAUGGAAAGCGGGAGUAUAUAGUGG
This is a messenger RNA of Astrephomene gubernaculifera, 2043 nucleotides long. The record is from the annotation of a GenBank genome assembly. Lineage: Eukaryota; Viridiplantae; Chlorophyta; Chlorophyceae; Chlamydomonadales; Astrephomenaceae.